Protopterus annectens (West African lungfish) is the source of this 1446-nucleotide messenger RNA. It is a transcript of the gene ANKRD2, whose product is annotated as ankyrin repeat domain 2. The coding region runs from base 1 to 840 and encodes 279 amino acids. Gene Ontology annotation, biological process: regulation of transcription by RNA polymerase II. Lineage: Eukaryota; Metazoa; Chordata; Ceratodontiformes; Protopteridae. Gene Ontology annotation, molecular function: RNA polymerase II-specific DNA-binding transcription factor binding. Gene Ontology annotation, cellular component: nucleus. The record is from RefSeq and is a predicted model, not a curated record. The transcript is spliced from 8 exons.
AUGGAUAUAUCAGAACUUAAAGAAGAAAAAUACAAUGAACCAACACAGCGUGAGAUUGCUGCCAAGAAGGCUGAGGAAAGGGUCAGGAAAACCUCCCUGGAUCUACGACAGGAGAUUAUCGAUGUGGGUAGCAUCCAAAAUCUGAUUGAACUUCGUAAAAAGAGAAAAAACAAAAAGAAAACAUCAUCCAUCACCCCUCCUUUGCAGCAGUCUAAACCAGAAGAAAUUGAGGGUCCUAUUGAUGUUCCAACAUUCCUAAGGGCUGCUGUUGAAGGAAAAAUCAAAAUUGUGGAGAAGUUCCUUAAGGAUGGUGGAUCACCCAAUGUCUGUGAUGAGUUCAAAAGAACUGCUCUUCACAGGGCUUCCCUGGAAGGCCAUGUGGAGAUUGUGAGAAGGCUGCUGGAGUGUGAUAUCAAUGCUGACCUGCCGGACCGGCUGGACAGUACUGCAGUACACUGGGCGUGCCGUGGUGGGAAGCUUGAUGUGCUGAAAAUGCUGCAGGACAAAGGAGCAAGCAUCAACAAGAAAGAUAAGCUGUUAAGUACGCCUCUUCAUGUAGCUACCAGGACAGGGAGGGCAGACAUCGUGCAACAUCUGAUUAUCAGUGGAAUAGAUAUUAAUGCAAGGGACAGGGAAGGAGACACUGCACUUCAUGAUGCUGUCCGUCUCAAUCGUUACAAAAUUACUAAAAUCCUGCUUCUCCAUGGGGCAAAUAUAUUUGUAAAAAAUGCUGCUGGGAACACUCCACUUGCUCUUGUACAGCAGUGGCAGUCUGACACAAAGCAGGUGCUGGGGAAGAUGGCUGGAACCACUAAACCAGUAGCAGAAAUGCAAGGAUAGAUGAUGCCAGUAACUCAAUGACAAAACAGCAAUUGGUUUGCCUGUCGGUAUUGUGCGGGCAUGUAACUAGUGGCAUCACUAAGUCCAGAGGAGAGUACUUGGAUGAAAUUCUUGACGUGAUUUGAGUCAGCCUGUAGAGUGGUCGGGAACAGAUGGAACAGGGAGUUCAAGGACUGAAAAAGAAACAGCAAUGUGCAGCAAUCUGAAUGAAGCAUCUAAUGCAGCUGUCAUUUGGUUGGUAAUGUUGAGAGCCACCAGACAUCAACAGCAACUCGAUUACCUUUUUGUUAUAGACACUCAGUCUUUUGCUAGUUUUGUUUAAAAGGUAUUCUGACUGAGUGCAGUGUAUUGUUUCACAGCACCAGUAUGUAGAGACAUUAAAAAUUAAAGUGCAGGGAAAAUGUACAUGUCAAUAAGUUUGAUUUAACAGCAGUUGAUGGCAAUACUCCCAGGUCUGUUAAAGUUACUGAAUGCAUUCAAAUACUCACAAGCUUUUCUUUUAAUUUUCUUUGUUCUAGCCCUUACUAUGUUUCAUUAAUAAUCAUAAAAAAUGUGAUGACUAAUUUUUUUUUUAUCUUUCUUUUACUUAACAUUUUGUCAGAAAGC